AUAUGAGUAUAAUUAGGUAAGAGGGUAGAACCAAUUCUCGGCGACAGAUUAAUGUAUACCUACCUAUCAUCGCUCUCUUUCAAUAAAUGGUUGUUACCAAGUGGACGCGUCUUGUGCUUUCUCUCCCUUCUAGAAGUUCCUAGAUAGCCAGUACAUCCUAAAAUACUUCAGUGGCGACGAAAUCGAACUGUAAACGCGUGUGAAACGUUUUUUUUAGUGGACGAUAGUGAAUAUCGCAGUGACAAUGUCGGUCGGUAAAAUUGGUACUUUCGAUGUGCAUAAGGAUAACUGGGACUUGUAUGCGGAGCGCUUGGGCCAAUUUUUUUUAGCGAACGACGUUAAACCGACAGUGCAACUAGCAACUUUAAUCACCGUCAUGGGUAGUGACGCGUACGAACUCAUGGCAAAAUUAUGUUCACCGGACAAACCGUCGACAAAAAAAUACGAUGACCUUGUGGCACUUAUGAAGAAGCACCUACAACCUACACGGAGUACCAUGGCCGAACGAUAUAAGUUUCGUCAGAGGACACAAAGAAGUGACGAAUCCAUUGCGGAAUAUACUGCGGAGCUAAAAAAGUUGACGAGAGAUUGUGAUUUUCAAGAAGCCAGUUUAAAAGAUAAUUUACGAGACCAAUUCGUGUGUGGUAUCCGUAAUGAUAGCAUUCGGCAAAAGUUAUUUACGGAAGAUAACCUAACAUUUGAAAGAGCAUUCAAAAUGGCGGUGGCAAUGGAAGCUGCGGAAAGUCAUGCGGCGCUGGUACAGGACCGGUCUAUAACAGAGGAGGGAGUAUCAUCGUCCAUGACGGCAACAGCAGUGCAUCAGCUGGCCGCGGUGAAGAGGGACAAGCGGCAGUCGGCGGAGGCGGCCAGUGCAGAGCGUUAUGGACCGCGCGGUCCAAAGGUCACGCAGGGCGACGGGACAAAGGGCGCUAUGGGCACGGGCGCGGGCAAGCGACGAGCCGUGAGGAGCAGUGCGGACUGGAAGGGAGGACAGACGCAGCAAUGUUCGGCGUGCGGAGGGCAGCACGGGCAGAGCUCGUGUAAAUUUAAGGCCUACGUUUGCAGAGUAUGUAACAAAGAAGGGCAUCUUAAGAGAAUGUGUCCGAAUUUGAGAAAAAACGUCGCAUUUCAUGCCAUGUUAGAAGAGCGGGCAGUCUACGAGUGUUCAGACAGUGACAGUAACGGCAGUGAAGAGGUAAAUAACUUUUCUAUAGAUGCUAAAACGUUGAAGAAGUAUGGACCCUACAUGGUGCAAUUACGAGUCAACAAUGUAAAUCUAGUUAUGGAAGUAGAUACGGGCAGUGCGAUAUCUUGUAUUAGCUAUGAUUGUUAUAAUCAAUUAUUUUCUGAGUGUCCGUUAAAAGCUAGCGAUUUGAAUUUAUGUUAUUAUACGGACAUUCAUGUCAAACCCGUAGGUAAAAUUUUACCUUCGGUACAAUAUAAUAAAAAAUGUAAAGAGUUAGAUUUGUAUGUCAUGGUUAACGGCAAAACGAGUUUACUCGGCAGACAGUGGAUAAAAGAAUUAGGAAUUCUGCCUGACUUAAUAAAAUCCAUAGAUUGUAAUAAUAUCAGUCCGUAACAUAUUUUUGACAUAAACGAUUUCAGUUCCAGAUAUUGUGAAGUGUUUGAAGACGGCUUGGGGAGGUUUACCGGCGGACCGGUGGGGUUCCGGCUGCGCGUGGGCGCGGCGCCCGUGUUCCUGCGCGCGCGACCGCUGGCGUACGCGCUGCGCGAGCCGGUGGAGCGCGCGCUCGAUCAGCUGGUGGCGGACGGUGUGAUCACUCCGGUAAACUCGUC
This is a messenger RNA of Cydia amplana, 1797 nucleotides long. RefSeq lists its product as uncharacterized. The coding region runs from base 245 to 1579 and encodes 444 amino acids. The transcript has a single exon. The record is from RefSeq and is a predicted model, not a curated record. Gene Ontology annotation, molecular function: zinc ion binding; nucleic acid binding. Lineage: Eukaryota; Metazoa; Arthropoda; Insecta; Lepidoptera; Tortricidae.